Colletotrichum truncatum is the source of this 1281-nucleotide messenger RNA. The record is from RefSeq and is a predicted model, not a curated record. Lineage: Eukaryota; Fungi; Ascomycota; Sordariomycetes; Glomerellales; Glomerellaceae.
AUGGGUUUGUUGCAAAAGAUUGUCCGUAACGAGGCGACCAGAUCGGACCCUCCAGAGAUUUACAAUGCGCGGGUUAUUCUCAUCAGCCUUGUGGCCUGCGGAGGUGCGCUGCUAUUCGGAAUGGACAUGGGAAUUAUCGGUGGUGUCUUAACAAUGGACACUUUCAAAAGACAAUAUGGCCUCAUGGACCAACCAAAGACCGUUCUUGCCAACCUCGAGUCCAACAUUGUUUCUGUAAUUCAAGCGGGUGCCUUUGCGGGCGCAUUGUUUUCCAUGUGGCUUGCCAACCGAGUUGGCCGUCGCUUCUCCCUCAUCAUUGCUUCCAUCCUGGUCUUUAUCGGUGUUGCGUUGCAGGCGGCUGCCAGUGGACACAUUGAGGCCAUGUAUGUUGGUCGACUCAUUGCAGGCAUCGCCAUCGGUAUCGCGUCGUCAGUCAACCCUCUUUACGUCUCGGAGAACGCCCCUCGCGGAAUCAGAGGUCUCUUAACCGGUCUCUAUCAACUCAGUAUUGUAACUGGGCUGACGCUCGCUUUCUGGAUCAACUACGGUUCCCUGCUCCAUAUCAAGGGCCACAGCCAAUACAUUAUCCCUCUCUCGCUGCAAGCCUUCCCAGCCGUCAUUCUCUUUGUCGGCAUGCUCCUCGCCAACGAAUCCCCACGCUUCCUCGCGCAGCGUAACCCCGACAAAGCCCUGGCCGUCCUUGCCAAGCUUCGCAACCUGCCUGCGGACCACCCGUACAUCCAGCAGGAGAUGGACGGCAUCUCGCGGCAGCUCGAGGAGGAGCGCGCUCUCGCUGUUAACGCGUCGUACUUCUCGCUUCUCAAGGAGGCGUUCACGAUCAAGUCGUACCGCAGGCGGAGCAUGCUCUGCAUCACGCUCAUGAUGUGGAGCAACCUGACUGGGACGAACGCCAUGACGUACUACAGCCCGAGGAUCUUUGCCAGCGUGGGAUUGUCUGGGUCGUCGACUGGGCUCUUCGCAACGGGAGUGUAUGGGAUUGUCAAGAUGGUGUCGUGCGCCAUAUUCAUCGUUUUUGUCACGGACACCCUCGGUCGCAGGAAGAGUCUGUUGUGGACGGGCAUCGUCCAGGGUCUGGCGCUGUACUACGUCGGUUUCUAUAUCCGUUUCGAUCCCCCCAUCGUAGGUGAACCGGUUAGCGCCCCGGGAUACGUCGCACUUGUCGCUAUUUACAUAUUUGCAGCAGUAAGUACCAAUUUGGAUGGGGACCCGUUGUCUGGACGUACUCUUCCGAGAUCCCUCCGGCGCGUCUACGAGCGUUGA